This is a messenger RNA of Gryllus bimaculatus (two-spotted cricket), 1356 nucleotides long. NCBI's taxonomy places the organism in Eukaryota, Metazoa, Arthropoda, Insecta, Orthoptera, Gryllidae. The record is from the annotation of a GenBank genome assembly.
AUGGCUCCAAUGCGACGUCGGUUGUCAAAGCGGGUCGUCAAAUCCACAUUUCAAGAGUGUUUCGAAUACGAUUUACCCGGUCAUCGCAUUCCAGAACCUAAGCGGGCGAGUUUGCCGGAAGGUCGUACCCGUACUAGUAUUUCAGAAAAAAUUAAACAAGAAUCAAAUGACGAAAAAGUUGUUUCUGAUAAAAAUUUAAAUAAAGUUCCCAAAACAAAGUCAGUUACUACUAAGGAGAGUUCAAAAGAUGAGACCACGAAGAAAAGAACAAGUGAAAACAUCAAAGUGAAAGGCAAAGAAUCUGUGAAGAUUAAAGGCAAUGAGAUCUCUAAGACACAAGGUAUCAGUAAGAAACUUGUUACCAGAACUUCAGCAAAAUUACUGAAAAUUAAAUCAUCUGUAGGUAGCCGUAUAAAAGCAAAAAAUGCGUUUCUUGGCUCUGAUUACAAACGGUUCAAAUCUCCUCAAAUCAAAACCAAGAACAAGACACCUUCACAAGCCCAGGAAACAGAAGGAAAUGUGAGAGAUGGUGGAAGUAAAGGAGAGACGAAGACUGCUUCUGAAGCCACUAGAAAUUCCCCGUCAACUACUGGGAAAGUUCUAGUGUCAACCAAUUGGCAACCGGUAGUCCAUUUGGAGAAAAUAAGUGUUAAUGACCCGAAAGCUCUCAGAUCUGGUAGUAAAGGCAAAGAAAUUUCUUCUAGACAUCAGCAACCAAGAAAUUCUACCAGAAGCCCAGAUUUAGCCACCAGAUUACGAAAUGCUUUGAAGGAUCCAUUGGCUGAGCAAGAGGACAAAGAAUCAGCAAUAUCAGACAAUGGAAUUUCAAACAGUAUGGUGGUGGAGGAAGUUUUUGCAAGUUCUCAUCCACAUGCUGGGCCAUCAAUGCUUCUUGAUUUUGAAGACUCUGUUUAUGGAGAAAAAAAGAACUUGAGAAACAGUCCAUUAGAACGAGUGUUUCGAGAUGAUGUGUUACCCAAACAGCCUGGAAGUGAUUCUGCUCUUGAAGAUUGGCCUGAAAGCUCAUCGGAGAAUUCAGAUGGUGAAGAAACUAAAGAAGAAAACUUUGUUCUCGAUGAUUCAGCUAUAACUGAUUGGUCAGGUCCUCAUGUGAAUGUCAUAUUGCAUUGGCAAAAAAAGUUCAAUAGUGUUACUAAUGAGUUGAGAAAUUCAUUUGAUAGUUUGAGGAGUAUAAUUGAGGAAAAAAAUUCAUUGAUUGCAGCUCUAAAAAAUAAAUUGGACAGUUUUAAUGAUAGUACCUGUCACAAAAUUUUAGAUCGAAUUUUGCUGGACUAUGAUAAGCACGAUCCCAAAAAGCCUGCUACAAUGAUUAUUAAUUCAAUAUUAGAAUAUUAG